AUGGCUUCCAUGGACUAUGAGAACGAGAACGGCACUCGUUAUGAUGACGAGGCUCCCCGUUAUGAGCGCGAUCGCAGCGCAUCUCCCCGUCCAACCCGCCGCAACGACAGCCCUCGUGGUGGUCCCCGUCGCUCUGCAUCUCCCAACGGCAAUGGCCAUGCCGAAAGCCGCGGUCCUCCCAAGAACGAGCGUGGCCCUCCCCAAGAUGACGGUGCAGUCAACCCAGGCUCCAACCUCUUCGUCACCGGCAUCCACCCUCGCCUUUCCGAGCAAGAGGUUACCCGUCUCUUCGAGAAAUACGGUGAUGUUGAGAAGUGCCAGAUCAUGCUUGAUCCCCACACCAAGGAGUCUCGUGGCUUUGGCUUCGUCAAGAUGAUGACCGCCGAGCAGGCCGAUGCCGCCAAGGAUGGUCUUCAGGGUGAGGUUAUCGAAGGUCGUACCUUGAGCAUCGAGAAGGCUCGUCGUUCCCGUCCUCGUACCCCAACUCCGGGCAAGUACUUUGGUCCACCGAAGAGAGGCAAGCAAUUCCUAACCCUUUGUCUUACACAAUUAACUAAAACACCAGAAGAUGACCCUCGACAUCCACCCCCAGGCCGUUAUGGCGACCGCUACGAUGAUCGUCGUCGUGGAGGAGGAGGCUACGGAGGACGUGAUGAUUAUCGCGGAUACCGCCGAGAUGAUCGUGACCGUGGCUAUGGCAGAGACCGCGACGACGGAUACGCCCCCCGCGGAGUCGAUCGCUAUGCUCGCGAUGACCGAUAUAGCAGCCGUGGUGGUGAUGACCGACGUGGAGGCGGUGGUGGCUACUCCGAUCGUUAUGAGAGAGGAGGCGACCGUGGCUCUGCUCGCGAGGCUCCGCCAGCAGCCGCCUAUGGUGAUCCAGCACCUCGUGGAGAGGCUCGGGAACCAUACGGAGGUAGAGGCUUCGAUGACGAGAGAUUCUCCCGUCGUGAUUAUUGA
Molecule: messenger RNA, 960 nt
Organism: Hyaloscypha bicolor E
Lineage: Eukaryota; Fungi; Ascomycota; Leotiomycetes; Helotiales; Hyaloscyphaceae
Product: RNA-binding domain-containing protein
Exons: 3
Coding region: 1-960 (319 amino acids)
Biological process (GO): positive regulation of mRNA splicing, via spliceosome
Cellular component (GO): spliceosomal complex
Molecular function (GO): RNA binding
Source: RefSeq, a predicted model, not a curated record